CCGACCCAGCUCCUACAUCCCUUCCCUUCGAUUCUUUCUCAAUAAAGCGGGAACAUCAGGCCAAAUAAAACCAAUCGCGCUCAUGAGAAGCCUCACCGUGCUUUUGAUCGUGGCGCUCGCUGCCGUCGUUAUCGUGCCGCUGGUCGCCACCGCCGGCCAAGCGGGCCUUCCAGCCAGGAGGAGCCGGUUCCUGGCGGCCAACGCCCUGCCCGUCUACGACUGCUCCAAGAAAUCGGCCUCCGUCUGCCUCGAGCAGGGGAGCCCAGGGGCGACGUGCUGCAGCGGCCAGUGCGUCGACACCAUGUCCAGCCCGUACCACUGCGGCGGCUGCCAUAAGGUGUGCAAGAGCCGCCGCGGUACUUGCUGCGGCGGGCGCUGCGUCGACCUGGACUCCGACAAGGACAACUGCGGCAGGUGCGGGAACCAGUGCAGCAACAAGAAGUGCAACUAUGGUUUCUGUGACUACGCUUAAUAUACCAAGAUCUGACUGUGAAAGCUUUGUGAAGAUCUUGUUUGCUGCAAAUGAUGACUAGCUAUAUUCUCGCUGCAAAUCGCGAAAGUGGAAACACUUGUUGACUGGAGUUAAGUACUCUAAGGUUCUAUUUUCAAUGGGAAGAGAGGUUGAUGCGUGAACUUUUAUUAGGAUGAAAUUUGUCCUAAAAAUUUCGAUCCAAAAUUAAACUUCUCUUUCAAUUCCACACAGUGGCUGUGAGAUGCCAUCGGAAGAUGUAACAAAUUAAAGUUGAGAUUGUUUGUUGUAGUAGUACAUUAUUAUUCAAUUGUAUCCGACACUGUUAUUAUAUAUUCCUCAACUUUGAUCGACACAUAAAAUAGUUGUCUCUGUUGAGUAUAUAAUGUCACUCUAGAAAGACCCUCUGGGUAUAUCUUA
Molecule: messenger RNA, 889 nt
Organism: Panicum virgatum (switchgrass)
Lineage: Eukaryota; Viridiplantae; Streptophyta; Magnoliopsida; Poales; Poaceae
Product: stigma-specific STIG1-like protein 3
Exons: 1
Coding region: 83-472 (129 amino acids)
Source: RefSeq, a predicted model, not a curated record